Orbicella faveolata is the source of this 3174-nucleotide messenger RNA. RefSeq names its product lethal(3)malignant brain tumor-like protein 4. NCBI's taxonomy places the organism in Eukaryota, Metazoa, Cnidaria, Anthozoa, Scleractinia, Merulinidae. The record is from RefSeq and is a predicted model, not a curated record. Gene Ontology annotation, molecular function: zinc ion binding; histone binding; chromatin binding. Gene Ontology annotation, biological process: negative regulation of DNA-templated transcription. Gene Ontology annotation, cellular component: nucleus.
UUAAGUCUUAUAAGAUUUUAGACGGUAUCAGGUAAUAGUUAUCAUGUAAUAUCACGAUUUUCAUUUGAGUGUUUCAGAACCAAAACUGUUGAAACCUGCAAUUACUUAUUAGACUACUGAGCCAAUCUCAAGCAUUGUAAACAUAAAAGCAAAACCAAAGUAAUUGCCUGAUUACUUGUGACACUCAAUUGAAAACCGCUCUAAAUAAAUUUAUUAAUGACUUUAAAUUGUAACUUUGUAGAUCAGGCAAUAAUCUUUUUGUUACCAGCUGAGGAUACUGAUUAAGACCUGCAACUGAAUUGGAGCUGCUCUGCUAUAAUUUUCACUAAAAAUAAUAAACCUGUGAAGUUAAGACAAAAAGGAAGGAAAUGCGGAUGUAAUUUAAGUGUUUUCAAGACAGAGGUGACUAAGAAUAAUUUUAUUUUAAUUUUAAUUUUUUUUUUCAGUAAAAAGUGAAAUUUCAAAACCUAAUGACGGAGAAGGGGAUGCGAUAGUUGCCAUUCAAGAUCAAGCUGAACCAGUCAAGGAAGGUGUGCCGGCAAUAUCCAGCGAAAAGAGCACCACAGUAAAAGAACCAGCUGUGAAGUCAGAGAACAAAACUAGUAUGGCAAAUGGAGAACAUCAAAACAACAAUAUUGAGGACAGCAAGAAUACAUUGGUUGAUUCAAGGGAUCCAUCUGUUAAUGUAAAGAAGGAAAAGAAACCAUCAUUUGAGGAAGAUGAUCCAUUUGCAGCUUUGGACUGGAAAGACGGUAUCGCUACUCUCCCAGGGAGCAACUUGAAGUUCAAACUGACAGAGUUUGGAACUUUAGAGAUAAUAAGUACAGUGGAGACAGACAAAGGUGAAAUACAGUGGAGUACUCCAACAGAACAUCGCAAGUCAACUAGUGAUGAAACUAAUGAAAUGGCAAAGGAAGGGGCCACAGCAGACAAGAAGGACAAAGGUACCCCCAAGAAAUCUAACGCGACCAAGGAUGCGCCAGACACUGGUGAUGUUCUGUGUUGUGAAGUGUGUGGCAAAUACGGGCUGCGGCGAGACUUUUCUGCGUCGGGGAGGUUUUGUGGCCUGUCUUGUGUGGGAGUAUACACGGGAAGAAGGAACAAGGGCAGAGAAUUCGUGCGCAAGAUCAAGACUGCUGAUGGAAAGAUUGUGAAAAAGAAAAAGAAGGGAAAAGGAAAGAAAAUUGGACUGGCGGAAAAACCAGCAGGGACAACAAGUGAUGUCGGGGCACCUGUUCAAGAUGCUCCUCUGAUGGGCAAGUUUAAACUGAAAGGCAAAGGAGAAAAACACAAAAUCAAGGCAGCCAAGCACCAAAUCUCCGUGGAACCCUCCAACCUGAUGAACGGCGAAGACGUUCCUUAUGACUCCACAAAACCCUUCGUAUGGUCGGAUUACUUGGCGGCUUGUGGUGCGAAAGCAGUUCCUAAUAUUGUAUUCAAACAGGUUUGUAGAAACAGCUUCUUCCCAACGUUAGCACAAAAUUGUUGCAGUAAUUUNCCACCAGAUCUCUUUAAAAAGCGCCCCAAGCCGAGUUUUAAGCCUUCCGAGAGACUGGAAGCUGUAGACAAAAGGAAUCCCUCCCUUGUCCGUGCUGCCAGAGUAGCGGCAUUGGAGGAGUACAGAGUCAAGAUACACUUUGAUGGCUGGGAUGACAUUUAUGAUGACUGGUUCGAUGCCGACUCCUGUGACUUGCACCCCGUGGGGUGGUGUGACAAAACAGGCCAUCCUCUGGAGACCCCUCUCACAACGCGCGAAAAGAUCUCCAGCGCAGCCUGUCCCACUCCUGGAUGUAAAGGUAUUGGACACGUGAAGGGUGCCAAGUACUCCACGCAUCACAGCACGUUCGGCUGUCCUUACUCACUGCAGAACCUGAACAAGGACUCGUGCCUGGUGGAUCGACUCUCCAACAAUUCCAUGACCGAGGAAUCUGACUGGUCUUAUGCGUCCAAACAGAAAACCACAGGAGUCAAAGAAGUCAAACCAGAAGUUCCUCCAACGCCUACCGUAGAGGGCGUGUGUCCCACCCCAGGGUGUGACGGUUUGGGUCACGUCACCGGACACUGGAAGACACAUUACACUUUGUCAGGCUGCCCUAACAACGAGGCAAACCAAGCUAAGAUCUUCCCAAAACAUUCCACGAAGUCUCCCGUCAGUAAGAAGACCCCACACCUCUCCCCCACGUCCACCAGUCCCUCCUCGGUCAGUGGUGGUGUCAAAGGAUCAGUUGGUAGUAGUAUUAUAUCUACACGGAGUUCUGCCAGGAAAGUGUUUGUCAAAGAGGAGAAACACCACGGCGGUCAACAUAAAUAUGCGGACAAGGCAGUACAACACGCCACGCCCUUCUCCUUUCCCUGGCCGCUAGGAAGCCAGUUUUCCAUGAUGGGUCUCAGCGAGCUCAAGGCCGCCAUUAGUUUAGAGAAUGACUCUGUCGCCUCCAAUGAAAGACAGCGUAUCAUGAAGUGGACUGUUGAUGACGUCAUGAGUCACGUGCGCUCGUUGGGCUGCACGGAACAGGCCAAGAUUUUCGCAGAUCAACAAAUUGACGGUGAAGCGUUUCUUUUGCUGACACAGAACGAUAUCGUCAACAUUCUCAAGAUCAAGCUUGGUCCAGCGCUCAAAAUAUUCAACACUAUUCCAAAGCAUUGAUGAUUUAGAACAUUGUCUCAAUUUUCUAUUCUAAUAGGAUUUUAAUACUAUUCAUAUUAACGGCGGUAUCUGUUGCCUGCAACGAUGUGGACUUCACGCUCGACACGGGCUGUGGUUGCCCGAAAGUUGCGUGGACUACUGAACAUUCUUGAUCUGAUUCUGGUUACGAAGGAAGACCGAUAGCAAAGGCAAUACAUCGUGACCCCAGCGUGGGUUGUGUAAGGUAGAAGGAAGAUGUAUUCUUCAGAGAGUAAAGGGAGCGAGGAGGGCAUUCGUUAAAGCCCAGACGUUCACAUAUCCGCAAAACUUCGAAGAACUUAAUUAGGCAUUGAAAUAUCCUCAGAAGUAUAUUUUCCUCGUGAGUUUUGUGGAUUGAAACUGAGAGGGAGCAAAGUUUUUUCCCCUUACAUACGCUUACAUUUGAGUUCUUCCGUAUUCAGAUGCACACGUAAUUUACAUUCGAGUUUCAGUUUAAGCUACACCAUUCAGUAAACAGUUUAGCAGAGCUUUCUGUUUGUUGGGGAAGU